UGUACUUCGACAGCCUCAGUUUCCACAGCAGCCGAAGAUGGGUCCAGGAGCACAUGCCAGCGGGGGGGACUCGCAGUCCUUGACCGAGCCAGCCUUCCUGGAACGCGUGUUUGCAUCUGUCGGCAGAAAAUGGCAGCAUUUGUUGGAUCAAUCGACAAUUUAUGUGUAUGGCCGAUGGGCGGCAUCUGCGUUGCUGCUCACCGUGUACAUUCUCCGAGUGUACUACUUGAAUGCAUUUCACAUCAUCACGUACGGCUUGGGCAUCUACUUGCUCAAUCUGUUCAUUGGAUUUCUCUCGCCCCAAAUCGAUCCCGAAACCGAAGGCCCUGUGCUGCCUUCGACCAGCAGUGAAGAGUUCCGCCCGUUUAGCCGUCGCGUUCCAGAAUUCAAGUUCUGGUACUCGGCCACGAAAGCGACGUUCAUUGCGACGUUGUUGACGUUCUUCGAAGUGUUCAACGUCCCGGUGUUUUGGCCGAUCCUGCUGAUGUACUUCAUCUUGCUGUUCACGUUGACGAUGAAGCGGCAGAUCAAGCACAUGUGGAAGCACAACUACGUGCCGUGGUCGACCGGCAAACAAGUGUACAAGGGCAAGGGCGGCGGCAAGGACUCCAAGUAGAUUUCUUUCUCGAGUGACCCACUAUCGGUUUCCAUUCAGUCGUCGAACGGACGUUGCAUAAAUACUUGACUGCUUCCAUGCUCUUAUCCAUCCCACAAUUCGCUGCCGUACCCACUGGUCGCGCCACGGGACGGCAUGUCUCGAUAUGAAGGCGGUGGUGGUAGUGUCACGGCGUCCUCUACGAUGUUCA
Aphanomyces invadans is the source of this 806-nucleotide messenger RNA. RefSeq lists its product as hypothetical. The transcript has 4 exons. NCBI's taxonomy places the organism in Eukaryota, Oomycota, Saprolegniomycetes, Saprolegniales, Verrucalvaceae. Gene Ontology annotation, cellular component: Golgi membrane. The record is from RefSeq and is a predicted model, not a curated record. Gene Ontology annotation, biological process: retrograde vesicle-mediated transport, Golgi to endoplasmic reticulum; protein retention in ER lumen. The coding region runs from base 38 to 616 and encodes 192 amino acids.